Molecule: messenger RNA, 1155 nt
Organism: Octopus bimaculoides (California two-spot octopus)
Lineage: Eukaryota; Metazoa; Mollusca; Cephalopoda; Octopoda; Octopodidae
Product: fructose-bisphosphate aldolase
Biological process (GO): glycolytic process
Molecular function (GO): fructose-bisphosphate aldolase activity
Source: RefSeq, a predicted model, not a curated record
UCGCUACUAGAACAAGGUCAACCCUAUUAAACAACGGAAAACUUUUCCUUGUCACAACUUCUCUGACGUCGUCCACUUAAAAGAGCCCAGCCCUGCAGAUCUUUCUUCUUCUUUGGUGGACCCAGACCAACCACAACUCCAGCAACCAUGAGCAAAAGUGCUUUUUUCAACAUGCCAGCCUUCGCUCCUUACCUCACUCCUGAACAAGAGGCUGAACUCAGGCAGAUUGCUGCAGCUAUUGUAGCCCCUGGCAAGGGAAUUUUGGCUGCAGAUGAGUCUACUGGUUCUAUGGGAAAGAGGCUCACAGCCAUCAAUGUUGAGAACACCGAGGAGAAUCGUAGACGUUACCGUGAAUUGUUGUUCACAGCCGACCGAGAAUGUGCCAAAUACAUCAGCGGCGUCAUUAUGUUCCACGAGACGUUCUACCAGAAGACCAGUGCUGGUGUUCCAUUUGUGAAAGUGCUCCAAGACAAGGGUAUCAUUCCCGGCAUCAAGGUCGACAAAGGUGUUGUCCCUUUAAUGGGAACCUUCAAUGAAUGCACCACCCAAGGUCUUGACGGUCUGGCUGAGCGAUGUGCUGAAUACAAGAAGGGUGGUGCCCAGUUUGCCAAAUGGCGCUCUGUAUUGAAAAUUGGAUCUAGCACUCCUUCAUACCAAGCCAUGAUGGAGAAUGCCAAUGUCUUGGCUCGUUAUGCUAUGAUCUGUCAACAGAAUGGUCUGGUGCCAAUUGUUGAACCAGAAGUCUUGCCUGAUGGAGAACACGACUUGGAGACUUCACAGAAAGUCACAGAAGUGGUGCUGGCUUUCACUUACAAGGCCCUUGCUGACCACCACAUCUUUCUAGAAGGUACCUUGUUGAAACCCAAUAUGUGCACAGCUGGACACAGCUGCUCAAAGAAAUUCACCCCUGAGCAAAAUGCUGCAGCUACAGUCACAGCUCUGAGGAGAACCGUCCCCUCUGCUGUACCAGGUGUGACCUUCCUGUCAGGUGGUCAGUCAGAAGAAGAUGCAACAAUCAACCUCAAUGCUAUCAACAUGUGCCCCUUACUCAAGCCAUGGGCCCUGACCUUCUCAUACGGCCGCGCCCUCCAAGCCAGUGUAUUGAAGGCUUGGCAAGUGCUCAAUCCCAACUGUCCUGAUCCAGUUGACCCAUGA